GGCUCUGCUGCCGAUAUACUAAAUGUCACUUCUCCACCUAUGUCAGAGGGCAGUCAUAUCAGGACGAAGAGAGAAGUUCACGAACAGAACUCAAUUAUAGAAAGCCAAAAUUGCUUAGGUUUUAUUGCUGUACUUGUUGCUUGCUGUAUGUCUGGUUUUGCUGGGAUCUACUUUGAAAAGAUUCUAAAAGGAUCGAGUGUUUCCAUAUGGAUUCGAAAUAUCCAAUUGGCUCUUCCCUCAAUAUUCUUUGCCUUAUUAUUUGCCUUUGUAAGUAUACCGCUCUUCUUCUUCCGGAAGUUCUCUGCUUUUACCCAAAUCGGUUUAGACAAUAAUGAGAUCUUUGCUGAUGGUGCUGCUCCUUCUGCUGUUUGGAAUCGAAUGCUACAUGGAUUUGAUUGGGCUGUAUGGGUUACCAUAGGAAUUUCCGCAUUUGGUGGUCUUGUGGUGGCCGUUGUGAUCAAGUUUGCAGAUAAUAUUUUAAAGGCCUUUGCUACCUCAUUUGCCAUUGUCCUAAACUGUAUUCUUGCCUAUUUCCUAUUCAAUUUCCGACCAACGAUGUUUUUCGUUGUGGGAGCAUGUUUUGUCAUUGGAGCAGUGUUCGUUUACAGCAUAUAUCCAUACCGAUGCCGUAUUUGUUUAUUUUUGCUUGCUGCUAAACAACAAGGAGAAAGAGCCAAGCGAGAACAAGCCAAUAUGUGGUUUGUGGAGCAAUUUGAGUGUUAG
Molecule: messenger RNA, 723 nt
Organism: Strongylus vulgaris
Lineage: Eukaryota; Metazoa; Nematoda; Chromadorea; Rhabditida; Strongylidae
Source: the annotation of a GenBank genome assembly